Strongylocentrotus purpuratus (purple sea urchin) is the source of this 1471-nucleotide messenger RNA. RefSeq names its product delta(3,5)-Delta(2,4)-dienoyl-CoA isomerase, mitochondrial-like. Bases 109 to 1053 code for a protein of 314 amino acids. The transcript is spliced from 8 exons. Gene Ontology annotation, molecular function: delta(3,5)-delta(2,4)-dienoyl-CoA isomerase activity. Gene Ontology annotation, cellular component: mitochondrion. The record is from RefSeq and is a predicted model, not a curated record. NCBI's taxonomy places the organism in Eukaryota, Metazoa, Echinodermata, Echinoidea, Camarodonta, Strongylocentrotidae.
AAGAACUUCUAGAAGUGGAGAGCCAGUUUCGACACGUCAAACAGCAAAAUUAUCGAUAUCGCUUGUAGUAUCGUCGUAUAUCGUUCCCGACUUUGUUACAAAAUAAUCAUGAAUCGCCUUGCAAAAGUCAUUCUGUCAGCAUCCAGGAAAGGUAAUUUGACCAACAUAGGCCUUGCAAGUACUCUGGCUAGGAGCAUGUCUUCAGGAGGGCUUUCAAAAUAUAAUUUUGAGUCACUCGCUGUGACAAGUCCCCAGGAGUUUAUCUACAAGGUUGAGGUGAACAGGCCAGAGAAACGUAAUGCUAUGAACAAAACAUUUUGGAGAGAGAUGGUAGAAUGUUUUAAUACCAUUGCAACUGACGAAGACUGCAGAGUAGUACUAUUAACUGGGGCAGGCAAGACAUUUUCUGCUGGUAUUGAUCUACAGGAUAAUGCUGAAUUGAUGCAGGGCGCUAUUCCGGGAUCAACUGAUCUUGAUGUAUCACGUAUCGCCUAUAAACUCAGAUCCAAGAUCAAGGAGUAUCAAGAGUCUUUCUUUGUUAUUGAGAAGUGUCCUAAGCCAGUGAUAGCAGCCGUCCAGGGGGCCUGUUUAGGAGGAGGACUCUGUAUGAUCUCUGGAUGUGAUAUUAGGUUGUGUACUGAAGAUGCUUGGUUCCAAAUUAAGGAAACAGAACUUGGUCUAGCUGCAGAUGUAGGAGUGCUUCAGUGGUUACCAAAGAAGACAUCUAAUGACAGUCUGCUUCGAGAGCUCUGUUUCACAGCAAGGAAGUUUGAUUCAAGUGAAGCCAAGGAAUUAGGUCUGAUCAGUCGCCUGUACCCAGACCAAGAAGCCAUGAUGGGUGGUGCUAUGGAGCUAGCAGCAACUAUCGCCAGUAAGAGUCCAGUGGCUAUGCAGGGCACUAAAGUUAAUCUGAACUACAGCCGAGAUCAUACCGUAGCAGAAAGCUUCGAGUAUAUUGCAACGUGGAACGCAGCCCAUCUACAGACUGAGGAUCUUGCAAAAGCAGUCAUGGCAAGCAUGACAAAAUCAAAGGCAGAGUUUUCAAAGCUGUGAGAUGAUCAAUCAAAUUGUAAACGUGAAAGAAGGAAAACCUAUUAUAGCAAAUGCUUCAGCACCAUGUGUACAACUCUGUUAUAUGAACUCUUAUCAUGGUAAACCAGGAAUGUUAUGUGAAAAUUAUUGGGGCAGCGUUGUGUGGUAAGAAAAAUUUGUUAUAACUAUGGAAAAAUAUAUAAAUACUGGGUGAUUUUGUUGAAAUAUAUUCCAGUCUAAACAUGCUUGGUUUUGGCCAUGUUAAAAAAGACGUAGUGAUCCCUGUCUUGAGGUAAGAGUAAAGUAUUAUAUCAUUUGAAAUUUAUCAUAACAAAUAGGCAGAUGGAAUUUUAUGACUCAUUCAAGAACUUAAGAUUGAUUUAGAUCCAUCACAACAUUUUGUCAUUCAGGGUCAAGGUAUACUUUGAAAAUACACUUU